This is a messenger RNA of Esox lucius (northern pike), 1535 nucleotides long. Its product is annotated as tryptase-like. Gene Ontology annotation, molecular function: serine-type endopeptidase activity. Bases 455 to 1459 code for a protein of 334 amino acids. The transcript has 6 exons. The record is from RefSeq and is a predicted model, not a curated record. Gene Ontology annotation, biological process: proteolysis. NCBI's taxonomy places the organism in Eukaryota, Metazoa, Chordata, Actinopteri, Esociformes, Esocidae.
UUCCACAUUAAUAAAAUAGGAGCUGCAGUAUUGCUGAUGGUUGAAUUCUAAAUAGGAUAGAUUAUGCAGUUCCUAAAAUGCAUUUCUACGUUUAGGGACAUGAUUCCAGUAACAACUCAUGAAAAAGACUAUUCAAAGGAAUUGGGUGAUCUGUUCUUACAAACCAAUGUAUUGUCUGAGUACUGUACACUUGCCACACCUGAAGAAAAUCUCCUGGGAUCUGUCCCAUAGUCACCUUCUCCCUUUCUAACCUGCACGCUGUAUAUAUAGUUCAAACACACAAGCCUAAAGUACCAGCUGAACAGAACUACACCAGAAACACAGAGAAUAACAGAAAAAGGUGAGCCCGUCGUAUAUGUCUGUUUAUACAUGUUUGUACAUAAAUCUGUUGUGGAAAACGAUGGUGAUAAUCAAUGUUUGCUUAUAGAUUUCUGUGGUCAAAGACCUUCUGAUAAUGCAGAAUAAACUGAUGAUGCUUUUCCUGAUGAUGAGUGUAAUUAUAGCUGCAAGUCUUCAAGUUACUGGGAAAAUGUCUGCUUCUGUUUGUGGCACCGCUCCACUCAACCCCAGGAUAGUGGGAGGUCAGGAUGCCCCUCCAGGAAGUUGGCCCUGGCAGGCAAGCCUUCAACAAAAUGGCUUCCAUUUCUGUGGUGGUUCCCUCAUCAGCAGUCAGUGGGUGUUGACUGCAGCCCACUGCUUCGACAGCUCAGAUCCACGUUAUUGGAAAGUUCUCUUUGGUCUGCACACCCUCGUGGGCAACGCACUGGCCUGUACGUUGUCUGAGAUCAUUAUACAUCCAGAAUACAAUGGAGCCACACAGGACAACGAUAUCGCUCUGCUCAGACUCUCCUCACCUGUCAACUUCACAGACUUCAUUCGACCCGUCUGUCUGGCAGCCUUUGGCAGUGCUGUUAACAAUGGUGCUGAUGUCUGGUUGACUGGCUGGGGCAACAUCAAUGAAGGAGUGUCCCUCCCUCCCCCUGGGACUCUCCAAGAAGUGUUGGUUCCCGUUGUGGGGAACAGAGAGUGUGACUGCCUGUAUGGGGUCGGCAAAAUAACAGACAACAUGCUCUGUGCUGGUUUUCUGCAAGGAGGCAAGGACACCUGUCAGGGUGACUCAGGAGGUCCGAUGGUGAUGAAGCAGAAAUCUGCCUGGAUCCAGCCUGGGAUUGUUAGUUGGGGUUUUGGCUGUUCUCGUCCCAAUUACCCAGGAAUCUACACCAGAGUGUCCCAGUACCAGUCUUGGAUCACCUCCUACAUCAGCGCCGACCCCCCAGGCUUUGUGUUUCUCUACGGUGGUGUAGAUGGUGACAGCAGUUUCAUUUGUCCUACAGCCACGCCCCCAACUACCAUUGAGGUCUUUACUGAAGAAUAUUCCAUUUUUGAUCAUGGACAGGGUUUGUUUGGCUGCCUUUAUAUUGUGAGCUCCUUGUUCAUUCUGGGGUUUGCUGCCAUUUAAAGAAUGAAUUCAUACCUUGUAGUCAAGGUUGCCUGUUUUCAUGUACUUUUCAUUUCAAUCCAGAUGUCAAAGUACA